Messenger RNA from Anneissia japonica, 3659 nucleotides. RefSeq lists its product as uncharacterized. The transcript has 14 exons. NCBI's taxonomy places the organism in Eukaryota, Metazoa, Echinodermata, Crinoidea, Comatulida, Comatulidae. The coding region runs from base 154 to 2577 and encodes 807 amino acids. The record is from RefSeq and is a predicted model, not a curated record.
AACCACGUGGGUUUGACCCUCAGUGACUAUAUAUAGAGCAUGGUUAUGGAGACUGGUAUUCAAACGUCCACGGGCAACAAGAGAGGAGAUAGAAAGUAAGACAUUUUAAAACGAAGAGUUCCACCAUUGAAAAUAGCAAUUUGUAAAGUGAAAAUGAAUAGCUUACGUUUGGUGUUGAUGGCUUUAGUGGUUGCAUGUGUCAGUGCAAAGCAUUAUCGAGGUGGAACCUUCAGUUGGGAGCCAGCUGAAGACGGCAAAGUUGACAUUCAUUGGAGAGUAUCAUGGAUGCGAAUUUACGAGGGAGGUAAUAGAUUUAUGUGUUCAGAUGAGAAGCUGACUAUAAUAGGAGAAGGGCGAUUGCUAUGUAUGGAGUGUGAUCAGCAUGAUAUCUACGGGAAAGAAUUGAACCUAAACUGCACAAGUUGGGACGAGUUGGAGAAUUGGAGUACAGGAGUCGGCACGUUUAAGUAUACACCAGAGCCUGGAAUGCGCCAAUUCACACUUUCAUAUCAAGAGUCAGAGACACCGAAUAAAUUCACUUACAACAGCCAGUGGAUGCAGGAGUUGAAGAAUUACGGUGGUGCCGGGAAUGCUUGGAGAAUGGUCACCACGGUUGACUUGGACAUCCCCAACAACUCUCCUAGAACGACUCAUCCAGCAAUGAUCACUCUGAUGAAGGAAUGUGGGGACGUGUCCAUUCAAAUUCCAGUGGCCGACCCUGAUGAUGACGAUGUAAGGUGCCGAUGGACAAACAAAGAUAACGAGUGUCCUAAACAAGCUUGUAAUUCCAAUGGUGGUGGAUGCUCUAACCAUCGCAUGUGUGGAGAUCCCUUUCCAGGAGCCACAGUCGAUGAAAAUGAAUGCCGUUAUUCCUUCCCUGUGUCCCAAAUGGAACCGGGAUGGUAUGCUGUACCAAUCACUCUUGAAGAUCACCGACGAGGUGUUACUGGGCGUUUGGAAAGUGGCGCUCUUAGCAAGAUCCCUCUUCAGUUUCUCAUUAAGGUCGAAUCAAAGGGUGAAUGCAGGAAUAUUAACUUCGGCGAUUAUAAACGAUGCCACGUUAUCACACCUGGUCAAGACUGGAGCUAUGAGCUGAAGGCUUACAGCAGUCAUGAUGUUAAAAUUAUGGUUAUUGAGCGACCAAACCUAGAUUUCAAUAUGACUCCAUUGGAGAAGAAGGGCAAUCAUUCUAGCAGGGUUGUAUCUUGGACACCAAAAGAAUCAGACCUCGGAAAACACUUUGUACUCUUCCAUGCUGUUGACAAUGACGGGUAUUACAGCAGUUAUGAAACUCUUACUAUCUUGGUUAAACCCCAAGCGAUUGAAGUAGAAGAACCUACACCACCAAAACUGUUGCCUAUGGACUCCUAUCCUGCUCCACUCACUGAAGUCACCCCAGAUAUGAAAAAGUGGAAAAUCAAAUUUGACAAAGCAGUCGUAAGGCCAAAUAAGCCAACGUUUAUAUCUAUCAUGGACACGAUGGGAAACGUAGCAGCUAAAUACGAUGUAUCCGACAAGCAACAAGUCAAAAUAACAAAGAACAAACCUGACAUUAUGGCCAUCGAUAACCCAUAUAGUAAACUAAAACCAGGUACUGCUUACGUGCUGAGUGUGGACCAGGGAACGGCUGGACAAAAAUGUGUAGACGCCUGUGGGUACGACUGUGGAUUUAAGCCUAGUGAUUUCUUGUCAUGGCUUAUAACAACUCCUCCCACACCUGAACCAUCCGUGGAGUGUGGUCCAUCUAGUCUGACCGUGUACAUACCACGUGAUUACGUAGAGGGCGUCGGACCUAAUAAGCUUAGAUUCAUCGAUGCUUGGGACAGGAACUGUUACGCAAAAUCAUAUAAUUCCACUCACUACAUAAUGAAAACAGGUUUCGAAGAAUGUGGUACCUUUUCUAAGGAACCAACUCCUGGGCGACUAAUUUUCACAAACAUUGUUCGCGACGUACCUAAAGCAAUUGCAAAAGGACUCCCAGUCACCAGAACUCAUCGCAUGGUCAAAAUCAAUGUUACGUGCGAAGUCGAGGGUUUAAGUUACUACGAUGUUAGCUUCACGCCAUCAGACGCUAUGGAAGCGUUUACUGUCCGUGGAAUAUCUAGGCUCAACACUUUGUUGAAACUGUAUGAGGACGAUACAUAUAGCCGUGAAUAUAGAAAAGAGGAUUUACCAGCAUCCGUUGAACUAAAGGAAAGGAUGUUCUUCGGUCUCGAAGCGGUAAACAAAGCCAAAGAUCUUCAGAUAGUCAGUUGCACGGCAACUCAGAGACAAAAGCCAGGAUGUAAACCUGAGCAGUAUACGUUUAUCAAAGAUGGAUGUCCCGUCGACAGCACCGUUCGAUUUGAGCAGGCAUACUCAAGAUAUGAGAAGAGGUUUUCGGUAGAAGCAUUUAGCUUUCUGUUUUACGGAUCUACAGAAGAGGUUUUAGUGAAAUGUAAAACCGCCAUCUGUAAGCCCGGUGACUUGAGUUCCCUCUGCACACAGUUGUCAUGGAAAUCAUGUCCAUCAGAUACCAUCCUCAUACCAGGUGAAGCAGAUGUGAUGGCUGAUGUUAUGCUACCUGUCAGUGGAUAAAAUCUUGUGACAAUGUAUUUCAUUAACAUCCGAAAAUUAUUUCCAUCAAAAAGUCAUACAUGAAACAAUCACCUUAUAAGUGUUUUAUCUGUGAUCGUACAUGGUGUAAUGAAUUCCCUAUAGUAUUAACAUGGUUAACGUAUGUUUCAUUAAGAGUGUAAAAUUUAGCAAUUGAGUGUUAUUCAAAAUUAUGAAAUGUAGUAUUUAUUAUAUCGAUUAUUCUUAAUAAUUUCGUCUUAAAUGUUUUGUGAUAAUUUUUUUUUUUUUUUUUUUUUUGUGUGAUAAUAUCUAUAAUUUAUACUGCGAACAGCAAACAACUUGAAUGGCCAUGCGUAGUACCAGGCAAACUAUUAAUGAAAAUGCGAUCAAUAUUCAUGUUUAACACCUAAUGUUAUUUAUUGUUAACUUCAUGUAUAUUGACACAAAUGUUGGCUCUUUGUUAUCUUAUACGAUAAUGUAUAAUACUUUAUUCACUUUUUUUCCCCUUGAGGGCUAUAAAAUGUCAAUAAUGAGCCUUAAAUGAUCUGUUACCUAUUCAUAAGUAAGUGUAGACAGAUAUAGGCCUAGUACUUGGUUCGUAUUGAGAAUCUGUUCGAAUUCGGUCAAAAUUAAUGUUUAAUAAUCAAUUUUGAAAUUAUUUAGAAAGGUGCAAUUUGUAAAAUGUUUAUAUAAAUAUGUAUAUUCCUCUUCAAAAAUCUUCUGGAGAACAUAUAUAAAAUCUUUAGAAUAAUAAACCGUAUUUCAAAUUUAAAUGUCGAUAUUUUACUGCGUCUAUGUACCGUAGCAUUUUCAUUUUACUUUAUUCAGCUUUAGGCACUAAAGCCAAUGAUAUGCCAAAUAGUGAACUUAAUCACUCUUCAAAGUGGCCAUCCCGUCACAAGACAUAUAGUCUAGUAGGAACGGGGGGGUUCCCAUGUACCCCAAGAUAUAUUUUUUUAACUAACAUUUAUGUAAUCCUAAAAGUAUGUGAUGAACGAAUUUUGAUGUUCCCAUCGAAAAAAAUUGUCCCAUGGGGUCGUUUGGCGCCAUUUUGGCGGCCAUCUUGGAUCUUGAAUGAAAAUCAACUAUUUGCAUAAUUUAUU